Pistacia vera is the source of this 1822-nucleotide messenger RNA. RefSeq names its product trihelix transcription factor ASIL2-like. Gene Ontology annotation, molecular function: transcription cis-regulatory region binding. Gene Ontology annotation, cellular component: nucleus. NCBI's taxonomy places the organism in Eukaryota, Viridiplantae, Streptophyta, Magnoliopsida, Sapindales, Anacardiaceae. The coding region runs from base 534 to 1616 and encodes 360 amino acids. The transcript has a single exon. The record is from RefSeq and is a predicted model, not a curated record.
AGAAAUUAGUCUCCAGAAAGCGAAGUCAAGAUGUGAAACUAUUUCAAGCACAGUCGAGUCAGAACGUCAAUAUCAAUAAGAGGGUUUAACCUUUAAGUCUCAACAAUUAAUAAGCUUCCUGGAAGGUGGUCCGGCCGAUAUCUGCAAAGCGAUAAAAUUUCAUCAGACCUAAAAUUUAUUCCAUUUAUGAUUUUUUAAUUAUUAUUAUUAUUAACUCACUCACUCACUCCACAUUCAUGUAUCUUUUGUUUGUUAACGUUUUGGUGGGUGCGAAUCGAGUGAAGCCAAAAUUACGACAUUCACGCCGGUGACGGAGUUCUCAUCUAACCCACCAAUCACGUUCCUCCACCUCACCCUUUCCUUCACUUAUUUUCCCUGCCACGUGUCCCGUCUUUCACCGAUCGGUCAACCCUUAACCUAAAAACCCAUAAACUCACAAUCCGUCUCUCCCUACAACUUCACUUUCUUUACUUGUUUUCCUAAAUCAGAUCUAGUGAUAUUUUUCCGGGUCACAGAAACCCUAACUAGAUCCGAUGGAAGAAGAAGAUGAGGUGCACUCAAAUCCGUCGCCACCGGCCAUCGGAUCUCCGUCUCCGUCAUCUCAGUCACCGCCAAACGAACGGAUUUCAGUGACAGUUGCGGCGGCUGCACCACCAAUUCAGCAACAGCAACCGCAGCAGCAGCAACAGCAACAACAUAAUAGUAUAAUAGUGGCUCCGCCGCCGCAGAGGAACGGUGGUGGUGGAGGGAGAGAAGACUGUUGGAGCGAAGGAGCCACUGCGGUGUUGAUAGACGCGUGGGGAGAACGGUACUUGGAGCUAAGUAGAGGGAAUUUGAAGCAGAAACAUUGGAAAGAAGUUGCUGAUAUUGUGAGUAGUCGAGAGGACUAUAGGAAGACUCCAAAGACUGAUAUUCAGUGCAAGAAUCGAAUAGAUACGGUUAAGAAAAAGUAUAAAUUAGAAAAAGCUAAAAUUUUGUCAGGUGGAGGAGCUAGUAAAUGGGUUUUCUUUGAAAAACUCGAUCAGUUAAUUGGUCCGACCGCUAAAAUUCCAGUCCCGUUAGCAACGGCACCAGCAGUAACACCUCCAGCUGCAGGUAGUUCAAGAGUACCAAUGGGAAUACCUGUUGGAUUAAGAACUCCGAUGGUGGCUGCGGUCAAGAAUCAGCAUCAGAUACAUUUGAGGAAAAGGAGUGGUAGUGGUAGUGGCAUGGCGGCAGCUGUGGAAACAGAGUCGGAUGAGUCGGAGGAGGAAUCGCGAGAUUCAAUGGAUAGUUUUCCUCCGGCAAAGAGGAUAAGAGUGGCUGUGGAUUUAGGGAAAGGGAGAAAAGAGAAGGGAGGUUGGGGUGAUUCAGUGAGGAUGUUGACACAAGCUAUAUUGAAGUUUGGGGAAGCUUAUGAGCAAGCGGAGAGUGCGAAGUUACAACAAGUUGUGGAGAUGGAAAAGCAGAGGAUGAAGUUUGCCAAAGAGCUGGAGUUGCAGAGGAUGCAAUUUUUUAUGAAGACACAGUUGGAGAUUUCACAGAUAAAGCAUGGAAGGACGACUGGGAAUGUAAGUAAUCACCACAGGAAUAAUAGCAAUAACAAUAAUAACAACAAUAGUGAUUGUAGUAUCUAAUUCUAAUCAAGUUAUCUAUGUUUGGGUUGAGAUGUGUAGUUCUAGAUUGAAAUUUAGAUUUAGGCUUAGAUUUAAUUUAGAUUUCUUUGUUGUUGUCUGUGGGUGAAGACCUCAUUGAUGAUUAAAUGUUGUACUGGAAUUGUUGGCUUUAUGUAAUGUAAACUGAAACAAAUAUUCAUGAUUGAAAGCCUGUGGGAUUUGUUUAA